Messenger RNA from Linum trigynum, 1530 nucleotides. NCBI's taxonomy places the organism in Eukaryota, Viridiplantae, Streptophyta, Magnoliopsida, Malpighiales, Linaceae. The record is from the annotation of a GenBank genome assembly.
CUCAAAAAGGAAAUAGUUAGGUGGACAAAAUAAAAGGAGGUUUGCAGGUCAAAAUAAAGGUUGUCAACUAGCGGGUUGAUUUGGUUUGACCCGAACUCGUCAAUGAAAACGGGCGUUAGCUGCCCACUAGAGUUUCUGCCCGGAUUCGGUCAAAUCUGGAAAACCCAGACGGUUGGACCGCGAGUGUGGGUCAGUAGGCGUUGCUUUUAGUGCUGUGUCUUUCGGGAUUUUGGCUACGGAUGGAAGAGCAAAUCCGAAACCCUAGACUACUCUUCUUCCUUCUUUCCGUCAGUCCGCCUCUUCCUUCCUCUCCCGAACUUGUUGUUGCUUCAACUAGGUCGCCGAAAUCGAUCCCUAGCAAUCGGCAGGCGGGCUCUAGGUCGGCGGAUUCGUCUCCUUUGCGUCUCCUCGGCGCCAACCGUUAGCACUCGACAGCGACCAUCAACACUCGUUCUGGUCGUCUCUGUUAGUUAUCUGUGAGUUAGUGGUGUCCGACGAAGGAGUGGGAGUGAGGCUCCUUGCCGUUUUGGAAGUUGGGGCUGUAGGGGCUCUGGAAAAGUGGAAGUAGUCUGGGCGGCGGGGAGGAAGAAGAAAGGGUUUAUGGAAUUGUUAAUGGGCAUUGGGCCUGGGGAAGUGAAGGGGAAAAGGUGGAAUUUGUGAGUUGCCUUGGCUAUAAUUUCUAUAAUAUAAGUGUUUUUGUAUUUAAGUUGAUGUUAUUUAAGUGUGUUUGAGUUUAGGUAGUGUUGCAUUUUUUCAUGUUGGAUUUAGGAUAAGUACAAUAUAAUAACCCUACACAGGCUAAGCUACUAUGUCCUUCUGAUAUUCACUCUCCUGGCCCUGCUUUUGAUGAUGCCCUACGCACAUUCAAUGAGUUUACAGGUUCUGAUAUCUUACGUGACCCUAGCGAAGUUGUUGCCCCAAAACUUAUGAAGAAAUUGGAAGACAUAUAUUUCGCGAAGGUUGUUGCUUCUUCAGACUCUGUUUUCUCGUUGACUACCCAGCAGGUUGCUUUGUGGAAGUCCCAGCAGAGUGAGCACUCUUCUGAAUGGUUGCGUGUUGUCCCUAUUGUUGGGUUGGGUCAGACUAUGAAUGGAAGGACCUAUCGUAGUGUGCUUAGUUAUCGAUUGGGUGUCCCAUUAUUUUUGGUAUCUAGGCCCUAUUCUGCUUGUUCCCGUGUCUUUGAUGGUGAUGUCUUUGGGGAUCAUGUUGUGUCAUGUGUUGGUAUUGUGAACGAGACUACUCCACGGUGAGCCGAAGCUCGAGUCAAUCUUAUUAGCCACAUCUCGUCUGCUGCACUCGGCUAUCUUAAUCAUCCGAAGCUCACAAUCCUGCCCUCUUAUACUCCACGUGAGUAUUAGGGUUAGAUAUGGCAAAAUACAAAAUGGUCUUUCAAAAUAAUAACAUUUACAAAAGGAUCACACAUUUCUACACCACCAGCUCCAGCAGUAGCAAUUCUUGAUUAAGUUCUCGAUUUUGGCAUGCUAUGUUUUGGAUACUUUGUACAAAUCAUAAUGAAUUGGGGUCAAAAUG